Anopheles funestus (African malaria mosquito) is the source of this 963-nucleotide messenger RNA. RefSeq lists its product as uncharacterized. The transcript is spliced from 2 exons. Lineage: Eukaryota; Metazoa; Arthropoda; Insecta; Diptera; Culicidae. The coding region runs from base 43 to 492 and encodes 149 amino acids. The record is from RefSeq and is a predicted model, not a curated record.
CUAGAGGAUGUAUACACACCCAACUGGUUUGCAUACGAGGCGAUGAGUUUCAUGUGCGACUCUGUGGAUGUAGCGGAAACAUUGGACACGAUUAAUCCGACAUCUUCCAUUGGCUAUGGCUGUUCUAGUCGCAGUUUGCCAAAACCUGCCGUUGCUGGAGCUUCGAAACCCCAUCCCCAUACUGAUCCUCAUCAAAGCCUCAUCCAACAACCUAAUCAUCCUAUAUUAAAUUUUUCUCCUCACAACGAACCACCGUCCUUGAUUCCUGAACCAUCUAACACCAUACAGAGCAAUGAUCAUAUCAUAAUUGAAAAUUAUAGUAUUACUGGCAAUCUUUCCCCAUCAUCUAUCCCAGGACCUUCCUCUCUUAUUCCAAACUUUCCAGCUUCAAACAUCCCGAUUCCGCCAACAUCCAAUAACCCUGACAACGAUUCAUACCUUCAGCAACCUUCAAACAACCCGAUUCCGCCAACUAUUAACAACGAAACAUAAACAGUUGACCCCAGAACCCAGCGGCAAAGGAAAAAAGAAAAUGACGCGGAAAUCAUGGCUGCACUGAAAACGUUGGUUGAAGUGACUAACGAGCAUUUGGGAAAUUCUACUUCGAGCAUCGCCGUUACUGUGUCGCAGUGGUUGAAUUCGUAUCCGAAAGAAAAGCAAAACUUGGUUACUUCAAAAUUAUUCCAAGCAAUGCACAACAUUGAUGAAGAGAUGCGUAACACUACCUAAUCGUUUAUGAAAACAUGAAUAUAUGUAUAUGAAAUAUAGUGUUAAUUUUUCAUUCCUUCGAUUUCACUAUAGUUUACCUUUAUAUAUUCUUGCAGCGCAGCAAUUAAACAAUCGCAUACCUCAGGUAUAAUUGAUCGGAUAGACGACUGUGAUACCUAAAACAAUUAAAUAUAUGAAAUAAUAUUAAAGUGCAUAUAUAUAAUAUAUCCAUUACAAAAAGCUGCUUUUACCUUG